Molecule: messenger RNA, 558 nt
Organism: Benincasa hispida (wax gourd)
Lineage: Eukaryota; Viridiplantae; Streptophyta; Magnoliopsida; Cucurbitales; Cucurbitaceae
Source: RefSeq, a predicted model, not a curated record
AUGACAUUGCACUCUGACUACUGUGAAACCCAAUUGGUAAGUGAGGCCGAUAAGGGUCAACAAUAUCGGAUUGAGCCUAUUGAUUGUUAUCGGGUCCACGUGCGAGAUAAUCGAUUGGACGGUAUUGUGAAUCUUCACACGAAGGAAUGCACGUGUAAGGAAUUCGACUCACUUGGUAUCCCAUGUUCGCAUGCAAUUGUUGCCACCAAGGAACGAAACAUACCCAUUCAGAGUCUUUGCAGUCGAUUUUAUACAGUGGACUCUCUAAUGACUACGUAUGCGGAGCCUAUAAAUCCACUUGGUCACAUAUUUGAAUGGAAGAGAGCUCCUGGAUAUGUAGAAAAAACUAUCCUUCCUCCAAAGUUUGUGGCACAAGUCGGGCGAUGGAGAGUGAGAAGAAUACCAUCCAGAGGAGAAGUUCACAGACAAAUGAAAUGUGGUCGGUGUGGAAAUUAUGGGCAUAACCGCCAAAAUUGUAGCGAAUCGCUCACAACCAUUCGACGUACUAAAAAUGCCAGAAACCGUGACUCAAAUACCUCUCAUGUAGUUUAUAACUAA